AUGGCCUCUUCCCCAGACCUAGACACCCCAAUGCCACCAGACCACCGCACAACUUCCGGCCUCCUAGCAGAAUAUUACAUCUUAACGGUAAUCGCCCUGGCUCUCGUUCUCCUACGAGCAUGGGUAUGCCUCCGCCUAACCAGAAACUGGGGCUGGGACGACACAUGCAUCGUAAUCGCCUGGAUCGCCCUCCUAGCCGGCCUCAUAACAAUCCAACUCGAAGCCAACCUCGGCCUCGGCCGCCACGCCAUCUACCUCCCGGACCCAGAGCACACGGUCCUCCAAAUCCUAAAGGUCAACACAAUCUACCAAAUAUUCAACGUCAUCUGCGCCCUGGUAACCAAAUACUCAAUCAGCUUCUACAUCCUCCGAAUCCGAAACAGCCGUGCUGUGCGCUGGAUACUAGCCUGGCUCAUGUUAUUCAUGACACUAACUACUAUCGGUGCCGUCGUCAUUCUCGCUGUCUCCUGUAUCCCGCUAGAGAAACAGUGGAAUAAGGAUGUCCCCGGUACUUGUCUACCCCCGAAGACUGUGUACAGCGUUGCGUAUGUUCAGUCCGCGUUCACGAUCGUUAUCGAUCUUUGCUUGACCUCGGCUCCGGUUAUCAUCCUCUGGGAUGUGAAGAUUAAACGCGGUCGCAAGACGCUGAUAUGUGGGCUUAUGAGUCUCGGUCUUGUUGCUACUGUUUCGAAUGCUUUGAGGAAUUGUUAUCAGGGUGGAUUGACCGCGCCGGAUAUGCCUUAUGCCAUAACAAACGUAGCCAUCGUUUCAAUCCUCGAAGUCGGAACCGGGGUUAUUGCCGCUUGUAUCCCGGCCUGCGUUCCGGCUUUCCGGUGUAGACAGAAAGCCGAGCCAGUGGCGAAUAGUUAUCGGGACAAGAAGAUUUCUGUUAUUAGGGGAGGUCGGUGGGAUGAGGGUUCUGGCAAUUGGUCGUUGGGGAAUGCUAUGUCUGAUUCUAUUGCGUUGUGUGGAGUUAAGUCGCCGGGUAGGGUUGUUACCAAGGUGACGGCUUGUUAG
This is a messenger RNA of Aspergillus oryzae RIB40, 1017 nucleotides long. RefSeq lists its product as uncharacterized. The record is from RefSeq and is a predicted model, not a curated record. Lineage: Eukaryota; Fungi; Ascomycota; Eurotiomycetes; Eurotiales; Aspergillaceae. The transcript is spliced from 3 exons. The coding region runs from base 1 to 1017 and encodes 338 amino acids.